This is a messenger RNA of Photinus pyralis (common eastern firefly), 1622 nucleotides long. RefSeq names its product protein arginine methyltransferase NDUFAF7, mitochondrial. The record is from RefSeq and is a predicted model, not a curated record. The coding region runs from base 115 to 1302 and encodes 395 amino acids. NCBI's taxonomy places the organism in Eukaryota, Metazoa, Arthropoda, Insecta, Coleoptera, Lampyridae. Gene Ontology annotation, biological process: mitochondrial respiratory chain complex I assembly. Gene Ontology annotation, molecular function: protein-arginine omega-N symmetric methyltransferase activity. The transcript is spliced from 3 exons. Gene Ontology annotation, cellular component: mitochondrion.
GCCACAUCUUUUAAUUUGAGAAAGUAAGGUUAUGUUAUAAGUUUUCAAUAUAAACUGCUGGUAUUUUUACAUUUUUAAAGACACGGUGGCCCCCACUUCGCCAUAAUAACGGAAAUGUUGAUUUCUACGCGUCUCCUUUUUAAGCGACUGCUAUGGCGCACUUUAAAACGCAGCCUGAGCACCAAAGCGACCCCCGAACCGUCGAGCUUCUCCAUUGCGCAACAAUUAAUCACCAAAAUAAAGGUGGGGGGCCCCAUUACAGUCGCGGACUACAUGAAGCACGUUCUACUGAACCCCCAAGCCGGCUACUACAUGCAUCGUGACGUCCUCGGUGAAAAGGGCGAUUUCGUAACGUCGCCGGAACUGAGUCAGAUGUUCGGCGAACUGCUGGCGAUAUGGUUCGUGAACGAGUGGUCGAAAGUCGGCCUGCCGAAACCGGUGCAGAUCGUCGAGCUGGGUCCCGGCCGAGGCACGCUCUGCUACGAUAUCCUGCGAAUCUUCGAACGUUUUCGACUGUUGGAACCAGGGUUGACAACCGUACAUCUAGUCGAAGUGAGCCCGCAUCUCACGAAACUACAGUCCGAUUUGUUGUCGCCCUUCGACGUCCCGAUCACGUGGCACAAACACCUCGACGACGUGCCCGACCAGUUCGGCUUCUACUUGGCGCACGAGUUCUUCGACGUCCUGCCCAUACACCAAUUUAAGAAGACCGAGCGGGGCUAUCGCGAGAUCCUGAUCGACGCGGACGGCCCGGAGAAGUUCCGUUUCGUGCUCGCCCCAGGCGAGACGGCCGUGGGCAAGUGUUUCGUUUCGGCGGACGAGACGCGCGACUUUGUUGAAGUGUGCCCGGAGGGUCUGAUCUUGGCCGACAAGUUGGCGAAACGCAUCGAGAGUCACGGCGGUCUCGGUCUGAUCGUCGACUACGGGCACGGGGGGAAGAGCGCCGACACGUUUCGGGCGUUCAAGCGGCACAAGCUGCACGAUCCGUUAGUCGAGCCGGGUAGCGCCGAUCUGACGGCCGAUGUCGAUUUUGAGGCGAUAAGAAAGGUGAUGGUCGAUAAGAGUGAGGUCUUGGUGUAUGGACCGGUGAGUCAGAGGCGGUUUCUGCUGAACAUGGGAAUCGAGUAUCGAUUGGAAAAGUUGAGGUGCAACGCGAACGGCCAGGAAAUUGCCAGCUUAGAUUAUAGCUACGGUAUGUUGGUGGAUGCGGACAAGAUGGGCGAACGGUUCAAGUUUAUGGCUGUUGUGCCAGCUACAUUGGGCGCCAUAUUGAGUAGAUACCCACUUUGCGGGUUCAGUUAGUUGUAAAAAGAGCCUAGUGCUAAAGAUUUCAGGGAUUGCAUAUCUACAGACUUUCCUGGAAGUGAUUGUAACGGAUAUUCGGCACGAGGGUCAACAUACCUUCCUAGGGGGUCGGAUUCUACUAACAACUUUUUUGUUUUAAAUUUGUGCGCAAUGGCAAUUUUUAUUCGUUUUAUUAUUUAUUAAUUAUCCAGCGCCGAAUUUUCUUGGAGAGGGCUGCAGUUUACGAAGACGGAGAAAGGUCCAUAUAGGUAUUAAGUUAUGUAAAAAGAUAUUCAAUUAGGAAUUUGACAAUAAAGAAAUUUCUCUUUCUGCAUUAA